AUGGCAUCUGUACAGAGAGGGGGCAAGUCUGCGCCGCGUCUUCUUUGUGAUAUCCAGCUUUAUGAUCCAGCACACGAUCCAGACACAGGCCGCAAUCUACUGUCAGAAACUCCGCCAGUUUAUCCCCCAGGCUAUGAUGGCCCGCUUGGAUUCAUAUCACCGGAAGCAUGCCAUCAUGAAUAUGUUUUGAAGGAGGACCAGACUUUUAUGGCAGAGCCAGAGCAUCGAAGAAGGCUAGGCACUUCUUCCAAAGUCUCAGCCAUCUGCACAAAAUGCCGCUAUCAUCUUCAGGUAGUGGUUAACUAUACCAGUCAUUCGAAUGCUUUCAGCCAGAACAAGCAGGACCACUUGCAUCAUUUGGUCUAUAAGUCAGGCCGGCAGAAGAAUGGCCUUUCUCCUCCUGAAGUAACCCACAAAGGGCAGGUCGCAGAGACAUAUCACUACCAAUGUUCCCAUGUCUCAUGCUCGGCUAUGGUGUCUUUGCGAAUUGUUUCACCCAUCCUAACCCCAGAGCUCAUUAACUUAAUGACAGAUAAGGAUUUGCUGCGGAAAAGAGCUGAAGAGGCCACAAAAGCAUAUCCUGAAUCCAUGGAAGGCAUGGGGGCACCUCAGCCGAUCAACGUAUUGGAUAAUCUGCGCCUGUACAUCACGAAUGCCCUGCGAAAUCCUCAGCGCAGCAAGCCUAUCUCAUCGGUUAAUAAGCGAUUCAUGCACUCUUUUGGUGUGGAAGGUGCUGCCUGUAAGGUGUUGCUCGAGUUCCUAGAGUUUGCUUACAAUAAGGACACUGGAGCGUGGCAUCCACCUAAACCGAGCCCUGACUCGGACAAACCUUACCAAGACACGCUGUGUCUCUAUCUUGAUGACCUGAUCCACGAACUUCUUGUCUUAAUUUAUCUCCGGCCAGCUGCAGAUCGGAGAGGAUGCCAGUAUCCUGAUCUCCCUCCCUCUGCAACUCCCAUCAUUCUUCGUGCCCUAGAAGCACACGACUAUCCGACUGCCAUGCGUUACAAUGAGUUUGCAAUGGCUUCUACUCCUUGCUAUGAGGACAUCGGGGUGUUGGAGAACUUUUCUACAGCGGCAAUCAUUGACAUGUACAAGCAACAGGUCUUAGUUGACUCCGGAAGAGCUUCGAUUUACUUGAGUGCUCUCAAGGCUAUCGGCAAUGUGCGCGGCGCUGGAGACCAGGAGCUCAUUGCGAUCGCUGUCAGCGAAGCUUACGCGAAUGGGCAGUACGAUCUUGAGGAUAUUGAAAAAGCAUAUCAAUACUUUGAUCUCCGCCUUUAUGACCCAUAUCUCACUGAAGAUAGCAUCAUUGGCAAAUUCUAUGCUUUUCUCAACUCUACAAACAAUGAUGUCGAGGCGCGUCUGCACUUGUGGCGGAUUGGUGAUUCCAGAAGAAGCGAGCGCAUUAAAGCAGCAUCGGAAGACCGUGUCUCUACGGUUGAGCAAGCAAAUGUCUUCUUGGGGGUUGAGGAUCAGACCCCGGAUGACUUUGUUAUGACGAUGUACACUGCAAAGAUCAACGAUAACCCGCUCAACAAAGAACUGGCGAAACGCGCUGUCUCACUCAUCGCAGAGGCCCGCAAAUCAGUCGCCUUGACUCAUUUCAUCAACACCGGAGAGAUGAUUGCCGGUGAAAUGGACAUUGGCGAUGCCUAUCGUCUCCUCCAAAUUCCUGAUCGAACUGCGGAUGAUGGGGCUAUCAUGGCCGCAUACACAAUUUGCGUCGAUGAAAACCCGAGUGAUGCUGAGAGAUAUAACCAGGCUCUAAACAUUAUCGCCAAACAGCUGGACAGUCCUAUGCUGAAAAACAUGACAGGCUUCUCCAGUGAACCGGACCGAAACAUGCAAGAUUGGCCAGUCGGGUUGCAAAACAUUGGCAACACAUGCUAUCUUAACAGUCUAUUGCAGUUCUAUUUUUCCAUCCGCCCUUUUCGCGAGAUGGUCUUGGAUUUUGAACGCUUCCAGAUGGACCUCGAUGACGUGACAGCUCUAGCAAACAAACUAGUCGGGUCAAGAAAAAUUUCCAAGAAGGAGGUUGAGCGAUCUCUUGGAUUCCUCAAAGAGCUCCGAACUCUGUUCCACAGCAUGAUUACGACGACUCAAAACUCUGUUACUCCCAGCCAGGAACUUGCUCGCUUGACCCUGGUCAGCCCAGGCGGCGAGGCGGCUAUCCGUCGUCGAUCGACCAUUACUGCUACCAGAACUGACAUCCUUGGUGAAAUCAAUGGUGCACCGGUUUUGGGGCCCCUCGGGCCCCCUCAACCCCUUCUCGGAGGUAGGAUGGAGCAUCCCUCAUCUUCUGAUCAAGUUAACCAUGCGCCUGUUGAAAGUCCGACUGCCAGCAAUUCAGGCAGCGAGGGAACAUUAGUCUCGAAUAACAGUCUUGAUGAUGUACCUGGGCUCUUCAUCGAUGAUAAGGAGAACAAUCCUCCGGACUUGGAUCAAGUUUCGGAUCAAGCAGAAGCAGGAUCUGACGUGGAUAUGAAUCUUAUCAACAAUGAUAGUACAUUGGUCACCCCACAAGUGCAUAAUUCUCCACCGCCUGUCCCUCCUCGCGCUGGCGAGAAAAUUGAUCCUCCGAAGAAAUUGAGCGACGAAGUUGAACUUGGCGCUCAACAGGAUGUAACCGAGGUUAUCAACAACGUUUUGUUCCAAAGCCAGUGCGCAAUCAAGCCUCGAGCCAUUGGUAGCGACGGCGAACAACUUGACCAGAUUAAGGACUUGUUCUACGGUACAACGCGCUCUUACAUCACCACCUCGAAAGGAACGCGCUCGAAGGACGAAAGAUGGUGUGACAUCAAGGUUCAUGUUGCAAAUGGACCCCGAGACAUCUAUCAUGCUAUCGAAGGAGCAUUCGAUGUUCAGGGCAUUACAGUUGACAAUGGUCCGGCGAAGCAAUUCGGUUCCAUUAGCCAGCUUCCGCCGGUUCUUCAAAUUCAGGUGCAACGGGUUCAGUUCGAUCCCGAUAAAAAAACUUCCUUCAAAUCGACAAACCAUCUCGAGCUGUUCGAGACCAUCUACAUGGAUCGAUACAUGGACACGAAGAAUGCCGAGAUUGUCAACCGGCGCACUCAGUCUUGGGAGUUGAAGGCCUCUUUAAAUGCGCUCAUGGCUCGCCGCAGAGAGCUUUCCGAGAAUAAGAAUACUGGUGUUGACAUGGCAACAUUGUUCCGCAAAACCCGUGCAACACUUCAAGAUCUGGACUCUAUUGGAAGUGAUCCUGGGCUUCGACCGGGAUCCGAGCCCAAUUCUCUCGAUAUUGGGGUCGAUGAAGACCUCCUAGGUGGGCUCGAGAACCUUACUUUGAAGGUAGAGAACGAUCUGCUAGCUCUGGAUCAAGAGAUUCAGGAUACGCAGACUAAAAUUUCGACCCUAUUUGCUGGUCUCCACAGUAUUCCCUACCGGCUGUAUGCUGUUUUUGUUCAUCACGGAUCGGUUUCAUUCGGCCAUUACUACAUCUACAUCUUCGAUUUCGAUAAAAAUGUUUGGCGCAAAUACAAUGACGAAUAUGUUACUGAGGUUCAGAACGUGGACGAAAUCUUCAAGAACGAUUCGACCAAUAACCCUCCCACUCCAUAUUUCCUUGUUUACGUCAACGAGGACAUGAAGGAACGUCUGACAAAUCCUGUCUGCCGUGAGAUCAACGAAACCAUGCCUGAUCUCCCCGAUCAGCAGCAACCAACCGCCAUGGAGGGUGUUCAUCCCACCACUCCCGCCGUGGACGCGAACCUGGAUCCUCCCAGCUACGAAGAAGCGGCUGCCCUCCAUAACGGACACCCAGAUACCAAUGCCGCGUCCAUCGAUGCAACGGCUGUCAACCCUCUGAAGCGCAAGAGUGUCGACGCCGAAGCCAGGCCAUCCCGUCCGAUCUGA
Penicillium paradoxum is the source of this 3876-nucleotide messenger RNA. Its product is annotated as ubiquitin-specific protease UBP2. Gene Ontology annotation, molecular function: proteasome binding; cysteine-type deubiquitinase activity. Gene Ontology annotation, biological process: protein deubiquitination; regulation of proteasomal protein catabolic process; proteasome-mediated ubiquitin-dependent protein catabolic process. The transcript has 12 exons. The record is from RefSeq and is a predicted model, not a curated record. The coding region runs from base 1 to 3876 and encodes 1291 amino acids. Lineage: Eukaryota; Fungi; Ascomycota; Eurotiomycetes; Eurotiales; Aspergillaceae.